CGGGCACCUUUAAGCUGUUUGGGAGUUCACGUGACUCAUUAAGUGUUGGGGGGGGCAGCGGUCACGUGACGGCGCGCGCGCCCCCGCGCAGGGAGAGUCGACCUGCCCUGUGCGCGCGCCUUCGCGGUGCCUCCCACCCCUCGACCCGAGGGUGAGGAGCGGCGGAGUGAUCAAGCGUCUGUGAUCCUCUGCGCGUGCGCAGCGAGCAGCUGUCACCCAGUGCGGAACAAGUCUCCCAAUUUUCCCAAAGCUCCUUGGGUUGGAGGCCCCCGUCUUCCUUCUUAUUCCCUUUCUCCGGGUUGUGUCCUCUUCCCCACCUGCGCUCUAGAAACUCCUAGCCAUCAUGGAGAUGGCCGAGGUGGAGAGUCCUCUCAACCCCAGCUGCAAGAUCAUGACCUUCAGACCCUCCAUGGAGGAGUUCCGGGAUUUCAAUAAAUACCUCGCUUACAUGGAGUCUAAAGGAGCUCAUCGAGCAGGUCUUGCAAAGGUGAUUCCUCCUAAGGAGUGGAAGCCCAGACAGUGCUAUGAUGACAUUGAUAAUUUGCUCAUUCCAGCACCGAUCCAGCAGAUGGUCACAGGGCAGUCGGGACUCUUCACUCAGUAUAAUAUCCAGAAAAAGGCCAUGACGGUGAAUGAGUUCAGGCAGCUGGCCAACAGUGGCAAAUAUUGUACUCCAAGGUAUUUGGAUUAUGAAGAUUUGGAACGUAAGUACUGGAAGAACUUGACUUUUGUGGCACCUAUCUAUGGCGCAGAUAUUAAUGGGAGCAUAUAUGAUGAGGGUGUGGAUGAAUGGAACAUAGCUCGCCUAAAUACAGUCUUGGAUGUGGUUGAGGAAGAGUGCGGUAUUUCUAUUGAGGGUGUAAAUACCCCUUACCUCUAUUUUGGCAUGUGGAAAACCACAUUCGCGUGGCACACCGAGGAUAUGGAUCUCUACAGCAUUAAUUAUCUCCACUUUGGAGAGCCCAAGUCUUGGUAUGCUAUACCCCCGGAGCAUGGAAAACGACUUGAAAGACUAGCUCAAGGUUUUUUCCCAAGCAGCUCCCAAGGCUGUGAUGCAUUUCUUCGCCACAAGAUGACACUGAUAUCUCCCUCAGUGUUGAAGAAGUAUGGUAUACCCUUUGACAAGAUCACCCAAGAGGCUGGAGAAUUUAUGAUUACUUUCCCAUAUGGCUACCAUGCUGGUUUUAAUCAUGGUUUCAACUGUGCAGAAUCCACAAAUUUUGCUACUGUCAGGUGGAUUGACUAUGGAAAAAUUGCUAAAUUGUGCACCUGCAGGAAAGACAUGGUGAAAAUUUCAAUGGAUAUCUUUGUGAAGAAAUUCCAGCCAGACAGAUAUCAGCUUUGGAAGCAAGGAAAGGAUAUAUACACCAUUGAUCACACGAAGCCUACUCCGGAAUCCACCCCUGAAGUAAAAGAAUGGCUGCAGAGAAGGAGGAAAGUAAGAAAAGCAUCUAGGAGCUCCCCAUGCUCUAGGUCUCACACUAAAAGGCCUAAGACUGAGGAGGGUGAGGAAGUGUCAUCUGUGGUCAGUGGGGCAGAGCUCCCUACCCCUGACCCAACCUUGGAUGAUCUCAGUGUCAGUGAAGAGCCAGAAGCAGCUGUGGAGCUGGGGAACAUAGAGGCACCUUCAGAGAAAGAGGCCUCUGCUGGCAGGAUGCAGUUGGAUCAGAAUUUAUCAGAUGAUAUCAAACUGUCAGGGAACUGCUCAAGCACAUCUAUAACGAAGGAAAUAAAAAGUGAGGAUGACAAAACCUGUGCCAUAAUUGCAACCUCUAAUCCCAAGGAGGCUGAUGAUUCCAUUUCAUUGUCUAGUGGCCAUGUGAAGUCUCAGGAAUCCCCCAGUCUUUCAUGGCCAAAGUCUCCGGAGUCGUGCUCCUCAGUGGCAGAGAGUAAUAGUGUGUUGACAGAGGAAGAGAGUGAUGUGGAGAGCCGUGGGAGUAGCCUUGAACCAGGAGAAAUCCCAGUGGUCCCCAGUGGAGAGAGAGAUGACUUCAAAAUCCCCCGUAGGAUAGAGGGAGAGACCAAAACUGCUAAGAGUUGGCGCCAUCCACUCAGUAAACCUCCAGCAAGGUCCCCAAUGACACUUGUAAAGCAGCAGACAACAAGCGAUGAAGAAUUACCAGAGGUUCCAUUGAUUGAAGAAGAAGUGGAAGAAACAGAGUCUUGGGCAAAGCCUCUUGUCCACCUUUGGCAGACAAAGGCACCAAACUUUGUAGCUGAGCAAGAAUAUAAUGUAGUCACAGCCAAAAUGGAACCACAUUGUGCAAUCUGUACUCUCCUCAUGCCCUACUACAAGCCAGAUAGCAGCAAUGAAGAUAAUGAUUCUAGAUGGGAGACAAAAUUAGACGAAUCAGUUACUUCAGGAGAAAAGACUAAGCCGCUCAUUCCAGAGAUGUGUUUUAUUUAUAGUGAAGAAAAUAUAGAAUAUUCUCCACCCAACGCCUUCCUUGAAGAGGAUGGAACAAGUCUUUUGAUUUCCUGUGCAAAGUGCUGUGUACAGGUUCAUGCAAGUUGUUAUGGUAUCCCUUCUCAUGAUAUCUGUGAUGGAUGGCUAUGUGUUCGGUGCAAAAGGAAUGCAUGGACAGCUGAAUGCUGUCUCUGCAAUUUGAGAGGGGGUGCUCUUAAGCAAACUACAAACAAUAAGUGGGCCCAUGUCAUGUGUGCUGUUGCAGUCCCAGAAGUUCGAUUCAUUAAUGUCCCAGAAAGGACACAAAUAGAUGUAGGCAGAAUACCUUUACAGAGGUUAAAAUUGAAAUGCAUCUUCUGUAGACAGCGAGUUAAGAAGGUCUCUGGAGCCUGCAUCCAGUGUUCCUAUGGUCGUUGCCCAGCCUCCUUCCAUGUCACAUGUGCCCAUGCCGCUGGGGUGCUGAUGGAGCCUGACGAUUGGCCAUAUGUGGUGAACAUCACAUGCUUUCGGCAUAAGGUCAACCCAAAUGUGAAGCCCAAGGCUUGCGAGAAGGCCAUAUCCGUGGGUCAGACGGUCAUCACGAAGCAUCGGAACACUCGGUAUUACAGCUGCAGAGUGAUCGCCGUGACGUCACAGACAUUCUACGAGGUCAUGUUUGAUGAUGGCUCCUUCAGCAGAGACACAUUUCCUGAGGAUAUUGUGAGCCGAGACUGCGUGAAGCUGGGUCCUCCUGCCGAGGGAGAAGUUGUCCAAGUCAAGUGGCCCGAUGGCAAACUCUAUGGGGCAAAAUAUCUUGGAUCGAAUGUUGCUCACAUGUACCAGGUUGAAUUUGAAGAUGGAUCCCAGAUAGCAAUGAAAAGAGAAGACCUCUAUACCUUAGACGAAGAGUUGCCCAAGAGAGUGAAAGCUCGUUUUUCCACAGCCUCUGAUAUGCGAUUCGAAGACACAUUCUAUGGAGCAGACAUAAUCCAAGGGGAGAAAAAGAGACAAAGAGUGCUGAGCUCCAGGUUUAAGAAUGAGUAUGUGGAUGACCCUGUGUACCGUACUUUUUUGAAGAGCUCUUUCCAGAAGAAGAGCCAGAAGAGACAGUAG
Molecule: messenger RNA, 3499 nt
Organism: Choloepus didactylus (southern two-toed sloth)
Lineage: Eukaryota; Metazoa; Chordata; Mammalia; Pilosa; Megalonychidae
Gene: KDM4C
Product: lysine demethylase 4C
Exons: 22
Coding region: 344-3499 (1051 amino acids)
Biological process (GO): chromatin remodeling
Cellular component (GO): nucleus
Molecular function (GO): histone H3K9 demethylase activity; histone H3K36 demethylase activity
Source: RefSeq, a predicted model, not a curated record